AUGGAAACUCCGAUGAAAAAACCUGUUGCCAUCAUAUCAUCCGAAAGAGACAAUUUUGACAAACUCAUUAAAGAAAAUAAAGCGCUUAAACAAAAAGUCGAUGCAUUAGAGAAAGAAAACAUGUUACUCAAAAAAUCCAUCUAUGAUUUAUCAGUUAAAUAUACGGAGGCUGCACAUCACCAAAGAGUUAGGCCAUUCGUCAUUGACUUUGAAGAACCGGUACCCGUGCAAGAUAGUGGAAAGGAAAUAAUCGAUAACUUGGAUAAUUCAUCAGAUACUUUAAUAGUGGCAGGGAAUAAUUUGCGUGAAAAAAAUCGGGAAAGAAGGAUCUUUCAUUCAAAAACAGAAUUCAAGGGCCAUAAUGGCGCUGUGUAUGCAAUCCAAUUUUCACCGUGCGGGAAGAUGCUUGCUUCCGGAUCGUUUGACAAGACAGUGCGAAUAUGGGACACAAUAUCUUUACAGAAAGAGCAAGCUUGUUUAAAAGGACAUACUCUUAAUGUAUCAGAUGUAUGUUGGUCAAAUGAUUCUACCGUUUUAUUAUCUGGAGCAUAUGAUCAAACCUGCAAAUUAUGGGACAUUGAAACAAAUAGGUAUACAAAUUCAUUUGAGAGUGAAGGGUUUGUUCAAUGCGUGAUGUUUAAUCCGCAAGAUAAUAAUAUAUUCGCCUACGGAACUUCGCGCAAAAUUUUCUCAGUAGUUGAUACGCGGAAACCUGAUAAUGCGUUGAACUUGAAGGGUGAUGGAAUGAUAAAUUCACUUUAUGUUUGCCGGGAUGGUCAAAGCGUGGUCACUGGCGAUUCCUUGGGUUAUGUGAAGACAUGGGAUCUUCGAGCCGGAUCUGCAUCCCAAUCAUUCCUUAACGAACCAACCAAGAAACCCAUAUCACAUGUAGCAUUUUCGCAGAAAAGUCCUAAUGACGAGGAAGAACCUCGAUAUAUGGCUGUCAACAGCUACGAUAAUGUUAUAAGAAUAUAUGAUCGUGGGAUCGAACCUCAUAAAGCUCAGCCACGAUUGAUUCACGUUUUGAAGGGUUACAAAAACAAGGGUUGGCCCAUCAAAAGUUCCUUUUUCCUUGGAAGAGAAUAUCUAUAUUCAGCAACACAAAGGGCGACGCAAAUCAAAGACAUUUUUAAUGGCGAGGAAUUACAAACCGAUUCCGCUGAUAGCGUCGUUUAUGAAAAAGACAAACCAUUAGAAGCAAGCUUGUUGUUUGCAACAGGAAGCGCAGAUCCAUAUUCAUAUAUAUUUAAUGUCGGAGGUCCCGAAAACACCGGAGAACUGCUGCAGCGAUUGGAAGGACAUACCGAUUUCGUUUAUGCGGUGGACUUUCAUCCCGUGGAACCAAUAUUGGCUACUUGUUCUGCAGAUUACACAAUAAGAGUAUGGGCACCUAAUUCUAGAAGCAAAAAAGAAAAAAUUAUGACCUUUAGUUGA
This is a messenger RNA of Acaulospora morrowiae, 1434 nucleotides long. Lineage: Eukaryota; Fungi; Glomeromycota; Glomeromycetes; Diversisporales; Acaulosporaceae. The record is from the annotation of a GenBank genome assembly.